Humulus lupulus (European hop) is the source of this 1171-nucleotide messenger RNA. Its product is annotated as binding partner of ACD11 1. The transcript is spliced from 4 exons. The record is from RefSeq and is a predicted model, not a curated record. Bases 245 to 979 code for a protein of 244 amino acids. Lineage: Eukaryota; Viridiplantae; Streptophyta; Magnoliopsida; Rosales; Cannabaceae. Gene Ontology annotation, molecular function: RNA binding.
AGUUUGUUUGGUUUGUAUAAAUUACACGGAGUGCCGAUUUCUAGAAAUGCCAUUUAAUUUUUAAUUUUACUGAAACAACAGCCCAAGCCCAGUAACCAAUUCGAAAACUAGAUUGUCGGGGCGGGCGUCGUCAUCCAAGAUCUGUGUUCGGAAUUUUACUGGUGAAUACCUUUUCUUCGGAAUUUCGAAUUCUCCUUCCAAGAUCUGUGUUCUUUGUUGGAUCGAGAAUUAAAAAAAUAAGAAAAUGAAUGAAGGUGGAUAUUCAGUCGAAGUUACGGGCUUGUCUCCGAAAGCCACAGAGAAAGAUGUCUAUGAAUUUUUCUCUUUUUCCGGUAACAUCGAACAUGUCGAAAUCAUCAGAUCAGGUGAUUAUGCUUGUACUGCCUACGUGACCUUUAAAGAUGCGUAUUCUCAGGACACUGCGUGCUUGCUCAGUGGUGCUACAAUUGUAGAUCAACGUGUAUGCAUAACACGAUGGGGGCAAUACAGAGAUGAAUUUGAUUUUUGGAACGGGUCUUCUGAAAGUCGUGAACAUGAGUCUAGUUCCAGUGUUCCACAGAGAAACCAAUUUGUUUCAGAUGCUGGAGAAGCAGUGACUAUGGCCCAGGAAGUGGUUAAAACUAUGGUGGCCAAGGGCUUUGUUCUGAGCAAGGACGCAUUGGCUAGGGCCAAAGACUAUGAUGAAUCUCAUCAAGUUUCGGCAACUGCAGCUGCUAAGGUUGCUGAGCUUAGUCAAAGAAUUGGCCUCAUGAAUACAAUCUCUGCUGGAGUUGAAGCUGCUACAUCUGUUGAUGAGAAGUACCAUGUAUCAGAGAUGACCAAAUCAGCUGUAUUAGCAACAGGAAGAACUGCCUCCGCAGCUGCAAACUUGGUUGUAAACAGUAGCUAUUUCUCGAAAGGUGCUCUUUGGGUCUCAGAUGCUCUAAAUCGAGCCUCUAAAGCUGCUGCUGAUUUGGGUGGCCGUGGUGUUCAUCAAUGAGAUGCUUUAGUAGUUGUUCUGUCUACAAAGAUUCUAGAUAGCUAGUUCACUGCUGUUGUGUAUACAAAACAAACUCGCGUACUAAGCUUUGAUGACCACACUUACAUCUGAAAGGAAAAAACUGAAUGUCAUACUAUGUGUGUAUUCUUUCUUUUUCUGUUUAUAAUAAAUCAAACGUUUUACUUUCUGCUA